Cheilinus undulatus (humphead wrasse) is the source of this 4335-nucleotide messenger RNA. It is a transcript of the gene nrbf2b, whose product is annotated as nuclear receptor binding factor 2b. The record is from RefSeq and is a predicted model, not a curated record. Lineage: Eukaryota; Metazoa; Chordata; Actinopteri; Labriformes; Labridae. Gene Ontology annotation, biological process: autophagy. The coding region runs from base 85 to 1020 and encodes 311 amino acids. The transcript has 4 exons.
UGUGGCAGUGGAGGCAGACUGUGCUUCCCUGACAGUAAUUUCCUUGUGAUUGUUUUUGUCCGGAUAGUUUUAGUGUCGGUGCGGAUGACAGUCCGUGAGGGACAGAGGCUCCUUUCAUGUAGUGUUAGCCAUCGAAGAAUCGACUCCAUGGAGGUGGUGGACAGCCCGCUGAACCUCGCUCAUCAGCAGUGCAGGAAGGCAGACCGUUUGCUGGCAGCUGGAAAGUAUGAAGAGGCCAUCUCCUGUCAUGGAAAAGCAGCUGAACAUUUGACAGAUGCUAUGAAGAAAACUGAGUGUGAGCAGGCUCGUCUGUCCAUGGAGCUGCAGCGGGACAGUCACAUCAAACAGCAGCGACUCAUCCAGGAGCGCUGGAAGAGGGAGGCUCGUCGGGAGGCAACAAAAGCCCGACCCAGCCAGGGCCAGCCCUCUGGCGCCUCACAGCUCUCAACCCAAACCAAUCCCGCAGGGCUGUCGCAGCUGCAGGGCUCCUCAGGCCUCUCGGCUGCAGAGCGGGCUGGAGUCAGGAGAGAGAGAGAGUACGACACCUUGCUGUACCAGCUUCAAACACGGCAGUCUGGAGGCUGCCAGCCUUCCACUCCACCGUGCCCUGGAUCUAAGACCACCAAAGACGACAAAACCCGACUGGAAGAACAACAGACCACCAUCGAGAACCUACGCCGCCUGGUCGACCAACUGAUGGACGAAAACCAGCGGCUGGCAGCUGACAAUGAGCGACUACAAUCUGAAAACGCCAGGCUGCGAUCCGAGGCGGCCGAGGCAGCAGACUUUGUGGAGCGUUCGGAGCUGUGGGUGCUCCCACAGGCAGGUGGUGCUAUGGGAACAGUGGGAGGGCAGGAGAGGAAAAGCACAGGGAAGGGAAAGGAGAUCGCCAUCCCACAGUUACCCCCGCUGGAGAUGCCGGCUCAGGAGGAUCUGUGUCUGGAUGAUCUGCCUCCUCUGGAGCUACCAGAGGACAUCCAGAAUGAACUACAGGAGCUGCUGGACAGAGAAAAACUGUGAUAAGAGACACGAAUCAAACACGAACACACAAUGACACACAAAAGUUUGCCAUGAAUGCACAAAGUCUGUCUGAUCAGACCUCUGCUCAGGAGCAGAAGCCUCUGCAGUCUGUUUAAAGCUGUUUUAUACAUCAGCUCACUCUUAAAAUGUAAGGACUUUUGUGCAUGUGUGAAGUAAGAAUAAGAUGUGAAAGUAACUUCGAUGUAGAGGAAAGGAGGUCUCAUCAGACAGAUGAAGUGUGGACAUUUAAACCACUAAUACAAUCUCAGAUAAAGGAGCAGUUCCCCUCAGAUACUCUGCUGGAGCUCGGUGAGGUUGUUGUGUCAUAGUAUGGUAAAAUAAAAACAAACUCACGGGACUGUGACGUUUAAAGCUAGUUAACUCCUCAUUUUCAAAAAUGAAAUGUGACAAAAUACUUGUUAACUGGAAGAGCUGUCUUUAACCACGUCUCAGUGUCUCCCUCUGGUGGACUGUAUCCUGUGUUCCUCUGUGUUUCUGGUCAUUUAAGGACGGCUGAGCUCUCUCUGCAGCAACAGAUUAAAGGCUGUGAAAGGAAGCUGCUACAUGCAGUUAGAGACUGAGACUAUUGUGUGAAAACAACACAGGCAGCAUAAUGGAGAACUUUUUCUCUUAAGUUAACGUUUAACUAAACAUGUUUCAUUUUUGGAAAGUAAUUUCUUUACUGACAAGACUAAAGCGGCACUUUGAGUAGUCAGACAACCAGGUGUGUUCCAUACAAGCUCAAGUCCAUUUGCCAUUUGAAGACUGUUACUUUUGUACAAUGCACUCUGAGAGUUUCCUCCUUUAAACCUUUGCAGCAGCAGAGAACACUCCUUGGGGGGCAAGUAGUGAUUUCUGCAUAGAGAAAUGCUACCAAAAGGCCAUGUUUUGAUUUGUUUACAACUAUGCCAAGCAUUCAAAGUGUGAAAAAAACCACACUCUCAAGCUGCUGCUGCUUUGUGUCCUGAGAGUAGUGAAACAUUAAGGCAAAUAUAGAAGCUCACAGAGAAACAGCAGCAGGCAGGAAUUUAACAAAGCUUCUGUCUAAAGACUAGACGAGAAGUGUCACACAAUACUCAUGUAUGCUCUUAUUUCACAAAGCAGUCUGGUUUAGCUCAGCCUUUCCUGAACUUUAAGGUCACAUACUAUGCAAAAUACACUUUUUCAGGCUUUUAUAACAAAUUUAUGUGCCGCUGGCUUUUCAACAAUCCCCCAAGAGUCAGAAAAACUUCUUGGACUUUAAAAACAUUCAAUCAUGAAAUCAAGUGUUGUAUGAUAAUUCAGUUGCCUCUUAUGGCCCGCCUGCCAUACCCUUGAUAUCCACCAGUGGGCCCACUCAUAUGGAAUCACUGGUUCAGCUCAUUAAACUAUGAUCUUAAUUUUUUUUCUUCAACUGAUGUCUGUCCAGUCUUGCUUGCUAAGAUGGGAAAAAUGUCUCUUUAAGGGAUUUAAGGGAUCUGGAUCAUUCGGCUUCCAAGGGGUUUGACACCAGUUUGAAUUUUUAAAUGAGGAUUAAAUAAAGGAUAGAGGAAAAGAAACUGGAACUCAAAUAGGAGCUAUCUUCUGUCACUAACAUAAAGUAGCGGGUUUGUAGCAAAGGCCAUUUGUGAAAGGUUGCAUACCCCACAAGGAUUAUUCAGUUGAUAGUAUAUCACCGUUUUUAUUAAAGACAUCUUUCUAACAAAAUGAGGAAAUUUCAUUUUUUAAAGGGGCUCAGCUAGCUUCUAAGCUUAGUACAAGACUCUUUGAGGCUCUUGUCUCCCUUCAUCUGGAUAGAUGGCAAUAGGUCUUCAGGACUAAGUAAAUUGAUAUUGAUCUCCUGGUAAAUUGUGGAUAAAUUGUGGAAAAAAAUCCCCUUUUUGUAAAAUGUAGGGAUCGUACUCAAUGUAUGUAGAAAUAUUCAGAUGAUGAUUGCAGCGUAGAGAUCCAUUUAGAGCUGUAAAGUACUAACUUUCCUCUGUUUCCACUCACUCCUUAUGACAUUCCCCCACUUCCUGAUCCCCAACGGACAUUUGCACAUUAUCAGAAGCACAUGACUGCAAAGAACCUAUUUUGUAGAUCUAGAUGAGUACUAUCAAAAAGAACAAUGCAGCUGAAUGGCAUCACUACCCAGACUGCAUUGCACAGAAAUGACAGCUCAUAAGUGAGUUUAUUCAGUAAAUUGAAUCCAAAAUGUAGAAACCUAGUGUAUUACUUUAUACAGUAUACAUAGGACAGAUACUCAUGUGUAACCUGUUAGUAUGUCUUAACAUGCAGGGAAGAUUCAUAAAUACGCAGAUGAUAUAAUGUUAUUUUAGAUUAAAUGAAAAAUGGCCUUAUGUACGUGAAUUGUGCAUCAAGAAUUUUAUUCAAGAAUAUUUGUUUUACUUGUUUCACAAUAACGUCCAAGCGAACUUCCUGUUUAGCUUUGAUGUUUGGCUAUGUGUGCUGCAGAAGACGUUCAGAGAACUGAGUUGAAGUCUGAGCUACUCUGCUGGACAAGCAACACAAUAACAGAGUUUUAAAAUCACCCUUUGGUUUAAAAUAUAUGCACGUCUAGAAGAAGUUGUAGCUAACUUUAAGUGAAAACAUCACUGGGGCACUCAUAGCCUAGGUGGCGUCCCAUGUACAGAGGCUACAGACCUCUGAUGGGGGUGGCAUGGUUUCAGAUCCAUCCUGCUGGUCUUUUUUUGCUGUUUCUCUGUCCUCAGACAUGUCUAAAUAAAAGCAAAAGCUUUAAAGUCUGUCUUUUAAAAACAGGAUUUAACCAAUUAUAGUUGCCUAGUACUUCUAAUUUCUAUCGCUACCAUUUGAUUUUCACUCAUGCCAUACCUAAAUCGAAAAUUCAGGUUUUGGAGCAACCCUAGAUCGUGUCAUUGAUACAAAAUUUCUGUUAGAAAGCCAUAAUGACCGACUCUGGCUCUAAAACAGCAAUUUAGCAAUUAAAAUUAAAAUAAUUCUUUGUUCAAAUCAAGUGCCAACAGUAUUCAGAGCACUCUUAAUGCUGCCUGGGUUGUUGAUGUCUCCGUGGUUCAGUCCUAUGACGGCAAACAUGCUCCCUGCCGCGUCUCUGAACUGGACGAACUGCUCCUUUAUAGCAUCAUCGAAGGUGCGAGGUACUAACCUGAACGCCUUUAUCAUUGACGCACACUCAGAGAUCAGGAUCAUGUGAUUCAGUUACAGCAAAGAUCGCUGCUGUUGAAGACAAGAAAAGACUUUUUUUAAUUUUCUGAUUUGGUAAAGUGAAAUUAAAAGCUUCAAUGAUCAUGUGUGUGCUGUGAUUUCUUUUCUGAUCAGGUUUUUUCAAAUGACGUGGCUGCCAAUGAGAAUAAAUGA